Molecule: messenger RNA, 589 nt
Organism: Temnothorax curvispinosus
Lineage: Eukaryota; Metazoa; Arthropoda; Insecta; Hymenoptera; Formicidae
Product: zinc finger protein 350-like
Exons: 2
Coding region: 32-358 (108 amino acids)
Source: RefSeq, a predicted model, not a curated record
ACGAUGAUCGACAAAUUAUCUAGAGUGAUCCAUGGAACUGGUGGAAAUAUUUUUCAUCGACGCGAUGUACUUUCGAAAUAACUACGGCGACCUGAUGAACGAGGAUAACAAAUUUAAACUGGAAGCUAUCUAUCCGAAUACAUCUUCACAGUUCGUAAAUUGUGGCCAACUGACGCUUCCGCAAGAGCAUAUAUGCGGCGAGUGCGGCAAGGGUUAUAAAUGGAGGGAGAAUCUGUACCGGCAUCAAAGACUGGAGUGCGGCAAGCUGCCUACGUUGCGUUGCAAAAUUUGCAUGAAAAUGUUCUACCGUCGAUACGAAUUAACCAAUCAUUUGAAAAUGAAACAUCACAAAGCGUAAUCAAUUCUCCCGCGUUGGAGAUGUUUAUCAGAAGUAUCAAUGUAAUUGAUUCUCCCACGACGAAUACUUUUUAUCGAGUAGAAAUAUAGAUAUUAGUUUUUCUUAUUUUCUUUUGACGCGAUUAUUGUAGAAUUUGUUAUAUUUUUGCGAUUGUCCUAUAUACUGACGAAAUAACAUGUAUCUGCAUCUUGUAGACAUUAUCUCGAAAUAAAGCAAUCUACGGAAAACACA